AUGACGGAUGGACAAGUGGAUCUCACAUUAACUCCUUGCAGUGCUUGUGCACAAACGUCAGUCACUAACGAACAGAUGGUGGGUUGCGAUUCCUGCAAGGGUUGGUUUCAUUGCCGUUGCGUCGAGGUAACGGAAGCUGAAUUAGCUGAAUCGAAGUGGUUCUGCUCCGCAGAGGAAUGUCAAAGCCGGAGAAAAGGUUCGAAGAAAAAGACGACCGGCAAAUCGAAGAAAACAUCCGGAAAUACCUCCGAUUCCGAUAGAUCGAAUUCUAAAUCGGACCGCCCAGUUGGUCCGAAUGUUUCGCGAAUCAUGCAGACAUUGCGUGAAGAACAAAAAUCCAAAGAAGAAGAGUUGCAACUGGAACGUAUCAUGAGGGAGAAGCGUAUCGAAAUGGAGCUGGUUUUCAAGAAAAAGCGUUUGGACAUGGAGAGGCAGUUAAGAGAAAGAGAGAUGGAAUUGGAAAAAGAAUUGCUGGAAGAUUCACUCGCGCGGGAGAAGGACCACUUGGAUCGAUUGAACCAGAUGAGGCUAGCAUAUCAAUCGCAGUUCGACGUUGUUCAACCAGAAAUAAAGCAUCUAAAAACGGCUGGUGAUAUGCUGCUAGACGACUACGAUAGCGACGAAGAUGGAAGCGAUCAGUCGUCAGGAGACGAGACAUCGGAGGAUGAGUCAGACGAGGAGGAAACGGAUUCCGAUGGCACAGAACCGGCGAGAAACGAGAAAGCACGGAAUGGCCCUUCUAAAACUCAGUUAGCAUUAAGAAAUGGAAAAACAAGAAAACUACCUUUGUUCACCGACAGACCCGAAGAAUGGCCGUUAUUCAUUGAAGCGUUUGAAGCAUCGACGGAAGCCUGUGGGUUUAGUGAUGUUGAAAACCUUGUACGCUUACAAGAAAGCCUAAAGGGUUCAGCUUUAGAAAGUGUUCGUUGUCAGCUACUACUUCCAAAAUCUGUGCCAAGAGUUAUUAAGAAACUGCGGCAGAUGUACGGAAGACCGGAACAGCUACUCCAGUGUCAUCUUGAUCGGAUAAGAAAACUGGACGCUCCGAAAGCAGAAAAACUUGCCAGUUAUGUCCCCUUUGGCAACGCGGUGGAGCAACUGUGCGAGCACCUAAAGAUGGCUGGUCUGAAGCAACAUAUGAUGAACCCUCUUCUAUUGCAAGAUUUGGUAGAUAAGCUACCGGCUAGCGACAAGCGCGAGUGGGUGCGUUAUAAGAAGAAGAAGAAGCUAGUCACAUUGUGUACUCUUUCCAAAUUUCUUUCGCGAAUCGUAGCCGAAGCGUGUGAGGCAAACGUGUCCCUGGACCCUAAAUCUGAUCAGAAAACGGUAGCUUCAACUAAAUGCACGAGAGGAGCAUCGAAAGGCGGAGUUUAUAACCACAGCAUUGCCGAAAACUCAAGAAGGAACGAGGGUGCUGAGAGGCGCCAAAAGCCGUGUGUAGUCUGCCAUCGUAUGGACCAUCGUUUGAGAUAUUGCGAAGAUUUCAGAAAACUGUCGUCGAGCGAUCGCAUCAAGCUGGUAGAGCAGAAAAGGCUAUGUAGAGUUUGCCUCAAUGACCAUGGGAAUGCGGAAUGCAAAUUUAAGCUCCGUUGCAGCGUUGGUGAAUGCCAGCAACGCCAUAAUCCACUUUUGCAUCCCACAAGUACCACCGUCGCAAUGAAUACGCACGUUCAUUCAAACAAUUCGAUUCUUUUCCGCAUUCUACCUGUCGUUCUACACUGCGGACAAAAAUCAGUGCACACACUCGCAUUCCUGGACGAAGGGGCGUCGGUGACGCUAAUUGAAAGGCAUUUAGCGGAUAAAAUUGGCGCCAAAGGGAUAAAUUUACCACUGACCAUCAACUGGACGUCGGAUAUUUCCAGAAGCGAGAACGACUCCUUAUGUCCAAACUUGUGGAUUUCACCUCCUGGGGCGGGCGACAAGAUGCUGCUGAAGGCGGUACAGACUGUGAAGGAAUUAUUACUUCCCUGGCAGUCAUUGGAAGCUACGGAGGUUGGGAAAAGAUACGCUUUUCUCCGUGAUGUACCUUUCCAUUCAUAUGCAGGCGAUCGUCCCGGAUUACUAAUCGGAUUGAACAACAUCCAUGUCAUUGCUCCAGUAGAAACCAAGCUCGGUUCUCCUGGCGAACCAAUCGCUGUUAAGUCAAGACUGGGCUGGACCGUGUAUGGUCCCCAAUCAAGGGAAGUAUUGAGAGAAUCUUUUCUGUAUCAUCACGAAGCAGUAAGCAAUCAGAAAAUCUAUGAUCUCAUAAAAGAUCACUAUGCACUAGAAGAAUCUGUGGUGGCGACUAUUCAAGAAUCCAAGGAAGAGAAAAGAGCCCGUGAUAUACUUGAACAAACAACGAAAAGAAAAAAAACGCCCGAUCUGUACGAGAAUGUUAAGCAACAAGUAGUCGAGUAUCUCCAGAAGGGGUAUGCGCAUGUGGCAACCGCGGAAGAAUUGGCUAAAAUGGAUCGUCGCAAAAUGUGGUAUUUGCCUCUAAAUCUGAUUCUAAACACGAAAAAGCCCGGCAAAGUUCGUUUAGUAUGGGACGCCGCCGCACGAGUAGACGGCGUUUCAUUGAAUUCACAGUUGCUCAAAGGACCUGACAUGCUCACUUCGCUAACUGCUGUCGUGUGCCGUUUUCGAGAGCGACCAAUCGCUUUCGGUGCAGACAUUCGUGAGAUGUACCACCAACUGAAAAUACGCAAGGAGGAUAAAUCGGCACAGCUAUUUGUUUUUCGGAGGAACCGAACGGAAAAACCGGACGUCUAUAUAAUGGACGUGGCCACAUUCGGCGCCUCUAGUUCUCCCUGUUCGGCGCAGUUCGUUAAGAACCUAAACGCCCAUGAGUUCAUGCAUGAGUAUCCUGACGCAGCGAAGGCAAUCGUCGAAAGCCACUAUGUCGAUGAUUAUUUCGACAGCGUGAAUUCCGUGGAAGAAGCCAUUCAGCGAGCAAAGGACGUUACGUACGUACAUGCUAGAGGAGGAUUUCAGAUAAGGAAUUGGGUUUCCAACGCAGAGGAAGUGCUUCGAAGUCUCGGUGAGCAGAAGUCCUUGACGGAAAAUCAGCUGAAGUGGAAGCUGUAUCGCCGAACCAUUUUCUACGAGGUACAGUACGAUCCGAAGAUAUACCUUAUGUGGGCUCGAUGGUCGAAGGAAUAUCUACCAUCUAUAAACCACCGAACUAAGUGGUUUGAAGUCAAAAACUUCAUUCGAGUGGGCGACUUAGUGUUUGUCGUGGAUGGCCGGGUUCGGAAAAAGUGGACCAGGGGAAUCGUCGAGCAGAUAUUUCCAGGAUCAGAUGGACGGAUCCGGCAAGUCAGUAUAAAAACCUCUGGAGGUGUAUUUAAACGAGCAACCACGAAUUUGGCUGUGUUGGAGAUUAGAGAUGGUAAAUCCGGAACGGUCGGGGGAUCCGCACCGGAGUUACGGCCGGGGGAAUGUGAUGGCAUCACUGAAGUGUAA
This is a messenger RNA of Armigeres subalbatus, 3447 nucleotides long. RefSeq lists its product as uncharacterized. The transcript is spliced from 5 exons. The record is from RefSeq and is a predicted model, not a curated record. NCBI's taxonomy places the organism in Eukaryota, Metazoa, Arthropoda, Insecta, Diptera, Culicidae. The coding region runs from base 1 to 3447 and encodes 1148 amino acids.